Messenger RNA from Penicillium alfredii, 372 nucleotides. Its product is annotated as transcription elongation factor 1 family protein. Gene Ontology annotation, biological process: transcription elongation by RNA polymerase II. The coding region runs from base 1 to 372 and encodes 123 amino acids. Gene Ontology annotation, cellular component: transcription elongation factor complex. The transcript is spliced from 4 exons. Lineage: Eukaryota; Fungi; Ascomycota; Eurotiomycetes; Eurotiales; Aspergillaceae. Gene Ontology annotation, molecular function: RNA polymerase II complex binding. The record is from RefSeq and is a predicted model, not a curated record.
AUGGGCAAGCGCAAGAAGUCGAGCAGACAACCACAAGGGCCCAGAAAGCGGGAGCCUCUCCCGACCGCCUUCUCCUGCCUUUUUUGCAACCAUGAGAACUCGGUCGUGGUCAGGUUAGACAAGAAGUUGGGUCUCGGGGACCUGUCCUGUAAAGUGUGUGGGCAAAAGUUUCAGACGGGCAUUAACUAUCUCUCUGCUCCGGUGGACGUGUAUUCGGAUUGGGUCGAUGCCUGUGAUGCUGUCGCCAAGGACACAGCCAACCAGUACAGUGACAAUGCGCCUGGCUUGGGCUCGCAGGACCCUACUGGCAGCAAACAAGACACCUCAACGGAAAUCGGGCAUGGAGAUGCCUAUGUAGAUGACGAUUACUGA